Chelonoidis abingdonii (Abingdon island giant tortoise) is the source of this 2298-nucleotide messenger RNA. NCBI's taxonomy places the organism in Eukaryota, Metazoa, Chordata, Testudines, Testudinidae. The record is from RefSeq and is a predicted model, not a curated record.
AUGAUUGUAUACCGUUCAGAUCAACAUGUGGGUAUUGUACUAGCCUCAGCCAUGUGCGAGUUGGAAAGAGAAAGAAAUACCGUUCGUUGCUAUGGUGUUGACGGAGAGAGUGAUUCUAUUAUGAGCUCAGCUUCAGAAAACUCCACUGAACCUUGGUUUUGUGAUGCAUGCAAAUGUGGGGUAUCUCCUAGUUGUGAACUGUGUCCCAAUCAAGAUGGAAUCUUCAAGGAGACAGAUGCUGGCAGGUGGGUCCACAUUGUUUGUGCCCUCUAUGUUCCAGGAGUGGCAUUUGGCGAUAUUGACAAGCUGCGGCCAGUAACACUUACCGAAAUGAACUAUUCUAAGUAUGGUGCCAAGGAAUGCAGUUUUUGUGAAGACUCUCGUUUUGCCAGAACUGGUGUUUGCAUUAGUUGUGAUGCUGGCAUGUGUAGAGCUUAUUUCCAUGUGACCUGUGCUCAGAAAGAAGGCCUACUGUCAGAAGCAGCAGCUGAAGAGGACAUAGCAGAUCCUUUCUUUGCUUAUUGUAAACAGCAUGCGGACCGGUUAGACAGAAAAUGGAAACGGAAGAACUACUUGGCUUUACAGUCUUAUUGCAAAAUGUCCUUGCAGGAAAGAGAGAAACAGCUCUCGCCAGAAGCACAGGCCCGAAUCAAUGCCAGACUGCAGCAGUAUCGUGCCAAGGCAGAAUUAGCUCGUACCACCAGGCCUCAGGCAUGGGUUCCCAGGGAGAAGCUGCCACGACCACUCACUAGCAGUGCUUCAGCCAUACGUAAGCUGAUGCGGAAAGCUGAAUUAAUGGGAAUUAGUACAGACAUCUUUCCAGUGGACACUUCAGAUACCAGUUCCAGUGUGGAUGGAAGGAGAAAACAUAAGCAACCAGCUCUGACGGCUGAUUUUGUCAAUUAUUAUCUUGAGAGAAACAUGCGCAUGAUUCAGAUCCAAGAAAACAUGGCUGAACAGAAGAAUAUUAAGGAUAAACUAGAAAAUGAGCAAGAAAAACUUCAUGUGGAAUAUAACAAGCUGUGUGAGUCCUUAGAAGAGCUACAAAAUAUGAAUGGAAAGCUACGAAACGAAGGGCAAGGAAUAUGGACUCUACUGGGUAGAAUCAUUGGGCAGAAAUUGAACAUACCAGCAAUUUUACGAGCACCCAAGGAGAGGAAACCAAGUAAAAAGGAAGGAGGAACACAAAAGACGUCCAUGCUUCCAGCAGUACUUUAUAGCUGUGGAAUUUGUAAGAAGAACCAUGAUCAGCACCUCCUCUUACUAUGUGAUACCUGUAAACUACAUUAUCAUCUCGGCUGUCUGGACCCUCCUCUUACAAGAAUGCCAAGGAAGACUAAAAACAGUUAUUGGCAGUGCUCAGAGUGUGACCAGGCAGGCAGCAGUGACAUGGAAGCAGAUAUUGCCAUGGAAACCUUACCAGAUGGGACCAAGAGAUCAAGGAGGCAGAUUAAAGAACCAGUGAAAUUUGUCCCACAGGAUGUGCCACCAGAACCAAAGAAGAUUCCAAUCAGAAACACGAGAACUAGAGGACGAAAACGAAGCUUUGUGCCUGAAGAAGAAAAGCCUGAGGAACGUAUUCCUAGAGAAAGACGGCAAAGGCAGUCUGUUCUACAAAAGAAACCCAAAUCAGAGGAUUUAAGAACCGAAUGUGCUACAUGCAAGGGGACUGGAGACAAUGAAAAUCUAGUCAGGUGUGAUGAAUGCAGGCUCUGCUACCAUUUUGGUUGCCUGGAACCUCCUUUGAAAAAAUCUCCAAAACAGACAGGCUAUGGAUGGAUUUGUCAAGAGUGUGAUUCUACUUCCUCUAAAGAAGAUACAAAGAUGGACAUUGGAAAUUAGCUGUCAACUAUAGUUUGGACAUCAAGCAGUCUUUCUUGAAUACCACUUAAAUAUAAUGGUCACUGCUGGAGUGAAUUAUAAUUGAUAUUGAAUUCCUGUCACCUCUUAAACCAAAAGGGUUUCUUUAUAACAUUAGUUAAAAUGUUCUGCCUGCUAUUUUUUUUCAGUGUUUUUGCAAAAGGACACUUUCUGAAACUCCAAAUGUGUAUUUGGCCUGGCUGGCCAAACUACACAGAUAAAAUGCUAUGCUUGCUGAAUAAUUUACCAUGAAAAUUAAUUCAAUAUUAUGUAAUUUUCUGUAAAGUAUUUUAAUUUUUAGAUAUUUGGAUGUAAGAUGAAAUGUUUUGAAAAAAUAAAAUUGAAUUUACAGGCUACAAUGACCACCUAUAUUUACUGUACUUAUGUUAAAGAUGACUUCACAUUUAAAAAUAUACCAAACAAGAUGUUUAUCACUGA